AUGGGGGGGACAUGCUGUGAGCAACACAUCUGCAGGAAUAACUCAGGCAAUCAGUGGACGGCCGUGCCGUUGCCGCGCCUGCCCACCUUCCUCCGGUCCCACCCCAGCACCUUCCUCCGGUCUCCUCCCAGCACCUUCCUCCGGACUCACCCCAGCACCUUCCUCCGGUCCCUCCCCAGCACCUCCUUUCGGUCACUCCCAGCACCUUCCUCCGGUCUCCCCCAGCACCUUCUUCCGGUCUCCCCCAGCCUCUCCUUCCGGUCUCCCCAGCACCUCCUUCCAGUCUCCCCCAGAACCUUCCUCCGGUCUCUCCCCAGCACCUUCCUCCGACCUCGCCUCAGCACCUUCCUCCGACCUCGCCCCAGCACCUUCCUCCGACCUCACCCCAGCACCUUCCUCUGCACCUCCUUCCGGUCUCCCCCAGGACCUCCUUUCGGUCUCCCCCAGCACCUUCCUCCGGUCUCCCCUCAGCAUCUUCCUCCGGUCUCCCUCAGCACCUUCCUCCGGUCUCCACCCAGCACCUUCCUCCGGUCUCCCCACAGCACCUUCCUCCAGUCUCACCCCAGCACCUCCUUUCGCACCUCCUUCCGGUCUCCCCCAGCACCUUCCUCCGGUCUCCCUCAGCACCUUCCUCCGGUCUCCCCCCAGCACCUCCUUUCGGUCCUCCCCAGCACCACCUUCCAGUCUCUCCCCAGCACCUUCCUCCGGUCUCCCCACAGCACCUCCUUCCGGUCUCCCCCAGCACCUUCCUCCGGUUUCCCCCAGCACCUUCCUCCGCACCUCCUUUCGGUCACUCCCCAGCACCUUCCUCCGGUCUCCCCCAGCACCUUCCUCCGGUCUCCCCCCAGCACCUUCUUCCGGUCUCCCCCAGCCUCUCCUUCCGGUCUCCCCAGCACCACCUUCCAGUCUCUCCCCAGCACCUUCCUCCGGUCUCCCCUCAGCACUUUUCUCCAGUCUCUCCCCAGCAACUCCUUUCGGUCUCCCCCAGCACCUCCUUCCGGUCUCCCCCAGCACCUUCCUCCGGUCUCCCCCAGCACCUCCUUUCGGUCUCCCCCAGCACCUUCCUCCGGUCUCCCCUCAGCACCUUCCUCUGACCUCACCCCAGCACCUUCCUCCGACCUCGCCCAGCACCUUCCUCCGACCUCGCCCCAGCACCUUCCUCUGACCUCACCCCAGCACCUUCCUCCGACCUCGCCCCAGCACCUUCCUCUAGUCUCUCCCAGCACCUUCCUCCAGUCUCCCCCUAGCACCUCCUUUCGCACCUUCCUCCGGUCUCCCCAGCACCUUCCUCCGGUCUCCCACAGCACCUUCCUCCGACCUCGUCCCAGCACUUUCCUCCGACCUCGUCCCAGCACAUUCCUCCGGUCUCCCCAGCACCUUCCUCCGGUCUCCCCAGCACCUUCAACUGGUCUCCCCCAGCACCUUCCUCCGGUCUCCCCAGCACCUUCCUCUGACCUCACCCCAGCACCUUCCUCCGACUUCGCCCCCAGCACAUUCCUCAGGUCUCCCUCAGCACCUUCCUCCGACCUCGUCCCAGCACCUUCCUCCGACCUCGUCCCAGCACAUUCCUCCGGUCUCCCCAGCACAUUCCUCCGGUCUCUCCCCAGCACCUUCCUCCGGUCUCCCCAGCACCUUCCUCCGGUCUCCCCCCAGCACCUUCCUCUGACCUCACCCCAGCACCUUCCUCCGACCUCGCCCCAGCACAUUCCUCCGGUCUCCCUCAGCACCUUCCUCCGGUCUCCCUCAGCACCUUCCUCCGACCUCGCCUCAGCAUCUUCCUCCGACCUCGCCCCAGCACCUUCCUCCGGUCUCCCAAGCAACUUCCUCCGAUCUCGCCUCAGCACCUUCCUCCGACCUCGUCCCAGCACCUUCCUCCAGUCUCCCCCAGCACCUCCUUUCGGUCUCCCCCAGCACCUCCUUCCGGUCUCCCCAGCACCUCCUUCCGGUCUCCCCCAGCACCUCCUUCCGGUCUCUCCCCAGCAGAUUCCUCCGGUCUCCCCAGCACCUCCUUUCGGUCUCCUCCCAGCACCUCCUUCCGGUCUCCCCAGCACCUCCUUCCAGUCAACCCCCAGCACCUUCCUCUGGUCUCUCCCCAGCACCUUCCUCCGACCUCGCCUCAGCAGCUUCCUCCGACCUUGUCCCAGCACCUUCCUCCGACCUCACCCCAGCACCUCCUUUAGCACCUCCUUUCGGUCUCCCCCCAGCAUCUCCUUCCGGUCUCCUCCCAGCACCUUCCUCCGGUCUCUCCCUAGCACCUUCCUCCGACCUCGUCCCAGCACCUUCCUCCGACCUCGUCCCAGCACCUUCCUCCGACCUCGUCCCAGCACCUUCCUCCGCACCUUCCUCAGACCUCGCCUCAGCACCUUCCUCCGACCUCGUCUCAGCACCUUCCUCCGGUCUCCCCAAGCAACUUCCUCCGACCUCACCUCAGCACCUUCCUCCGGUCUCCCCCAGCACCUCCUUCCGGUCUCUCCUCAGCACCUUCCUCAGACCUCGCCUCAGCACCUUCCUCCGGUCACCCCCAGCACCUACCUCCGACCGAAACACAUCAUCAUCAACAUUACAUCAGCCUCCUCUGACAAGAGAAUACUUAAACAAUAA
Molecule: messenger RNA, 2601 nt
Organism: Oncorhynchus gorbuscha (pink salmon)
Lineage: Eukaryota; Metazoa; Chordata; Actinopteri; Salmoniformes; Salmonidae
Product: proline-rich protein 36-like
Exons: 8
Coding region: 1-2601 (866 amino acids)
Source: RefSeq, a predicted model, not a curated record